Molecule: messenger RNA, 2439 nt
Organism: Fukomys damarensis (Damara mole-rat)
Lineage: Eukaryota; Metazoa; Chordata; Mammalia; Rodentia; Bathyergidae
Gene: Cgrrf1
Product: cell growth regulator with ring finger domain 1
Exons: 7
Coding region: 1053-1871 (272 amino acids)
Biological process (GO): negative regulation of cell growth
Source: RefSeq, a predicted model, not a curated record
CUGUAUGAAUACUCGCCGCUGUUUUACAUCGCGGUGGUAUUCACCUGCUUCAUCGUGACCACCGGCCUGGUACUGGGAUGAUGAGCCCACUUUGUUGCACAUCACUGGACUUCAGCAGUUGCACAGAACACUGGGACCCGUGUCUCGUGCAUCUUGUAUUCUACGCGAGAACCUGGCCAGGUUAUAAAAUUUAACACCAACCAUUCCAUCUGUGUGAAAAAGUUCAACAUGAAACCAAAAAGCGUACCUGGCUGCAUGCAUCUCACCAUGCUCUAACAUGUCAAGGUCAUUGCAAAAGAAAAGGUGCGUUAUGAAAGUUUGCCCUGAUUGAAUGCACCACAGUAAGAAUGAAUGCACAUCAGUGCGAAAGGAUUUUAAGAAUUUACGCGAUUAAACAAAAGGUAAGACAGGAACCUCAUCUGGCCUCUUCUUCACCCCAGCGGUGAUCAGCACAAGGAUGAUGAUUUCAGCCUAACUUCCCAAGAAAGGCCAAGAGUGGGGCCAGGCAGCUCCCUGCCCUGAAGCUGGUGCUGCCACAGGCAGAGCUGAUGGAGUCAGUAGCAUGAUCAUUACAUUCGUACUCACCGGGGCCUUCUGUGAUCUGGAGAUUGAGAGUACUCAACGCAGUGUAAGUCUCCUUGUUGAUAAUGAAGAUGCAGCCAGAGGUAUCGGCAGUCUGCACGGGUGUCCCAUUCUCCUUGUGCCAGACGCCCUCCGGGUAGGGGCGGCCCGCUGACUCCCUGUACAUCUUGGGAUCCUGCCCUUCAUUCUCAUUCUCAAACCAUUUACGGCCAGUGACACCAGGAACCGCUUUCCUUUCAACGGUGGCAUUUGUGCUAGGAGCGCUGACACAAUUAUCGUGGUUCGCCUGAGCACCCGGCCCUCAGCCUGUUGAUCCCGUGCUCCAUCUGCUGGCAUCCUCACCAGUUGGCAGCCAGUUCCACCCAUUCUUUGCCCAGUGAUGUGAGAGCUGGAGGUUUGGUUGGGAUGUUCCGGUAAUUCUGAGGAAUUCCGAAGAGACCCCAUUCAGCACAAGAGUUUUCAAAAAGGAGAUGCGACAAGUGAAGAAUCCUUUCGGCCUAGAAAUCACAAAUCCAUCCACAGCUUCAAUUACAACUGGCAUAACGCUGACAACAGACUGCCUUGAAGACAGCCGCCUCACGUGCUACUGGGGCUGCAGCGUCCAGAAAUUACACGAGGCCCUGCAGAAGCACGCCUACGGCUUCCGCAUCAGCACUCCGCAGGCGCUGGACAAUGCCCUGUACAGUGAGCACCUCCACCAGGAGCAGUUCUUUAUUAAAAAGGACAGCAAAGAAGAAAUAUAUUGCCAGUUACCAAGAGACACUAAAAUUGAAGACUUUGGGAUGGUGCCCAGAUCUCGUUAUCCGUUGGUGGCGCUGUUGACCUUAGCCGAUGAGUGUGACCGAGAGAUUUAUGAUAUUAUUUCCAUGGUUUCAGUAAUUCAUAUUCCUGAUAAGACUUAUAAACUUCCCUGCAGAAUAUUGUAUCAAUAUUUACUCCUGGCUCAAGGUCAAUUUCAUGAUCUUAAGCAACUUUUCAUGUCUGCAAAUAAUAAUUCCACACCCUCCAGCGGUCCCUCGCCAGAAGAGGAGAAUGUGGACCGCAGCUUGCUGGAGAAGGCUGGGCUGUGUGAAGGCGAGGCAGAGCCGCCGGAGGAGAGCAGCAAGGACUGCGUCGUGUGCCAGAACGGGAGUGUGAACUGGGUGCUGCUGCCCUGCCGGCACGCGUGCCUGUGCGAUGGCUGUGUCCGCUAUUUCCAGCAGUGCCCGAUGUGCAGGCAGUUCGUGCAGGAAUCCUUUGCACUCUGCAGUCAAAAAGAGCAAGACAAAGACAAACUGAAAACUCUCUGAAGAUGCCGUGGCAACUGAAAAACCCUCUACGUGCCACACGGACAGUUGUGUCCUCAGAAUUCCUCCUGGCUCAGAGUCAACAGUCUUGGCCACCCCAGGAAGUUCUGUUCUAACCGUAUUUAUGCAAUACCUGGGUGAUGGAAGCGAACGAUUCCUUUUGGCUCAGUGUGGUGAAUGCUGGAGUACUGCAGUAACACUCAGCACUUGGAAGAAUAUAAACAUUCGGCUUUUUGUCAGCUGCAUGAUUUCGUAUCAUUCUGAAAAGCAGUGCGGCUGAAAUUUGGGGAGCCAAAAGUCUCAAGAUUGCCGAAUAUUUUGUUUUUGACAUAAUCUGGAGUGAAAUUAGGAAGAAACUUAUUUCUCUUUAAAGUAAUUCGUAUGUUCCUCAGUUUACAAAAGUGUUGGAAAGGGCUUUCUUUAAAUCCUUUCCUGAAAUACGUUUUUAUAAAUAUCAGUCUCUUUGGUUUCUAAUUUCCCUUAACAUCGUAAUUGCAUAAGCACAAGUCUUAAUUUUUAUUUGUUUUGUGUUUUUUUGUUUGUUUGUUUGUUUUUUGGUACCAGGGAUUGA